This is a messenger RNA of Vespula pensylvanica (western yellowjacket), 942 nucleotides long. RefSeq names its product short transient receptor potential channel 7-like. Gene Ontology annotation, molecular function: calcium channel activity. Gene Ontology annotation, biological process: calcium ion transmembrane transport; GPI anchor biosynthetic process. The coding region runs from base 130 to 786 and encodes 218 amino acids. The transcript is spliced from 5 exons. Gene Ontology annotation, cellular component: glycosylphosphatidylinositol-N-acetylglucosaminyltransferase (GPI-GnT) complex; membrane. Lineage: Eukaryota; Metazoa; Arthropoda; Insecta; Hymenoptera; Vespidae. The record is from RefSeq and is a predicted model, not a curated record.
UAGCGGUGUACGCUUUACUUGUUUUGCUCGACCUAAUCCCACGUCGAUCCAUGAUCUAAUCGAUUACAUGUACCAUAUUUUAGAGGCUACCAUGGAUAUACCUGUCUGGUUAGGGAACCACCUCACGUUAUGUGUUACGUAAGAGUCAAUCCUAUCCACAUUACGGAAUACCUUUUCUUCGCAAUUUUUGGACAAAAAAAUACCGACGAUUUUUCGAUUUCGGUGAGGCACAAGUUGCAACCAAAAUGGACAAUAUAUUUAUUUAAGAUAUCAUUCUCUCUCUACAUGCUUGUCACCGUUAUCGUCUUGAUCAACCUUCUAAUUGCUAUGAUGAGUGACACCUAUCAAAACAUCCAGUCGCAAAGUCAUAUAGAGUGGAAAUACGGACUCAGUAAACUUAUACGUAAAAUGCAAAAAACACGAACUGCUCCCUCGCCGUUAAAUCUGUUCACCACGUGGAUAACAUAUCUUGUAAAGAUGUGUAAGAAGAAAGCAAGUAAAAAGAAAAAAAUGAGUGUAAUGCAUGGUUUUAUGAAGAAUCGUACACUCUCGAAAAGUUCAUUCUCUCAAGAUAAUAAAAUACUUCCAUUGGAUCGCAACAAGGACAACGAUAAUUUCGCUCUGCUACGUUCGAGUCCUUUUCAAAGCCAAUCAUCUUUAAUCUUGGCGUCAAAAAUUGAAAAUGUAGUUGAAUGGGACACCGUUCGUCGGAAAUAUAGGAUGCGUUUUGGAGAUGAGAUAGAGAAACCGUCGGGAGAGGAUGACAUCGUCAAUGGAACGAUAUAAAUAAUCUUAUUUAUCUCAAGUAUUACUUUCAAGUAUACUUUCAAAUUAUUUCAAGUGAUACUUUCAAAGUAACAAGGUAUUACUUUCCAAUCAGUGGGUUUCUGUACCACAAAUGUAGUCGUAUUUCUUAAAUAUAUAUACAUUUUUACCACCUUA